AUGGCUGCAGCCAAGCUGGCUCAGGUACCAGAGGCCUAUGAGGAGGUGAUUGUCUUUUCCACCGAGGAGGAGGAGGAGGAAGAGGAGGAGGAUGAGGACCCCAGUUGGGGACUGGAGGCAGGAAAACCAAUUAAAACUGAAUCCAGACAAGACAGAGAGUUUCCAACUUACACAGCUGAAUUCCUUGCACAACUGGAGCGAGGGGAAGAGGCCUGGGUGCCAGACAUCCACAGUUCUGAAGAAAGCGGUGAUGAGGAACCCAUUGGACGACUCCUGAAACUGGGAUCAACAAUAAAAACAUACUGGAAUUACUACAAACUGAGCUCCCCCAGUUCAACCUCAUCACAGCCAGCAGGUGAUGGGACAGCAAGUGAGGAUGAGGAGGAGAGUCCCCAGAAAGAAGAUCCUGAGCAGCUGGAGCCACAUGGGAUAUUAUGGGGAAGAGCUAAAGGGGAUGACUCUCUGGCAUGUGCAAAACAGCACCGGAAAGAGAGGCAGCAGAAAAACCAUCCAGCAAAGAAACUGCCCCAGUCUGGUGCUAAUGGGAAAGAGCACAAAAACCUCAAUGUCAAGACACAGCAAGGGGUGCACCCAGGACAGCAGAAACAUGUGUGCACUGAGUGUGAGAAAACCUUCAGCAGGGGCUCCUCCCUCAAUAGACACCUGAGAACCCACACGGGAGAGAAACCCUAUCAGUGCCCUGAGUGUGAGAAAAGCUACGCUUCCAAAUCAAGCCUCGUGGUCCAUCAGAGAAUCCAUUCUGGGGAGCGACCCUUUGUAUGCUCCAACUGCGGGAAGAGCUUCAUGUCAAACAAGUCCUUAAGAAAGCAUCUUAAAAUUCAUAAGGCAGAAAGCAUCCACCGUUGCCCUGACUGCAGGAAAAGCUUCACAGACAGCUCCUCCUAUGAUAUUCAUCGGUUGAUCCACCUGGGGCUACUACCCUACCAGUGCCUGGAGUGUGGGAAAGUCUUCCUUGAACACUCAUCUCUGACCAAGCAUCAGAAGAAACAUGGAGAACAGAAAUCUUGUCCAUGCCCUGACUGUGGGGAAAGCUACAAUGAUCACUCAGCCUUGGCCAUGCACAAGAGAACUCAUGAGGACUACAGGCCUUAUGAAUGCCCCCACUGUGGAAGAUGCUUCAGGGACCGCUCGACCCUUGUUCGACAUAUAAGGAUCCACACUGGGGAGAAACCCUAUAAGUGCCCUUAUUGUGGGAAGACCUUCCGGGCCAGCUCAACCCUCACCAUCCAUCGGAGACUCCACACGGGAGACAAACCCUAUCAAUGCCCUGAGUGUGAGAAGGACUUCAGGUCCAGUACAGGCCUCACAAAACACCGGAGAACUCACCUGAAAAAGAAAUUACCCCACCAUUAUCUUCAUGCACCAGUCCAAAAGCCGGUAGGAGUUGAUCCCAAGCUGACUGAUGACUCUGCUUCCAGCUCUUCCUGGCUUACUGACCCCGGGCAGAAGAGAUUCCCAUGA
Messenger RNA from Alligator sinensis (Chinese alligator), 1482 nucleotides. Its product is annotated as zinc finger protein 664-like. NCBI's taxonomy places the organism in Eukaryota, Metazoa, Chordata, Crocodylia, Alligatoridae. The transcript has 4 exons. Bases 1 to 1482 code for a protein of 493 amino acids. The record is from RefSeq and is a predicted model, not a curated record. Gene Ontology annotation, biological process: negative regulation of transcription by RNA polymerase II. Gene Ontology annotation, molecular function: DNA-binding transcription repressor activity, RNA polymerase II-specific.